Messenger RNA from Rhineura floridana, 4451 nucleotides. RefSeq names its product acidic nuclear phosphoprotein 32 family member E (gene ANP32E). The coding region runs from base 422 to 1216 and encodes 264 amino acids. Gene Ontology annotation, molecular function: histone binding; phosphatase inhibitor activity. Gene Ontology annotation, biological process: regulation of apoptotic process. NCBI's taxonomy places the organism in Eukaryota, Metazoa, Chordata, Lepidosauria, Squamata, Rhineuridae. Gene Ontology annotation, cellular component: nucleus. The transcript is spliced from 7 exons. The record is from RefSeq and is a predicted model, not a curated record.
GCGCUCCCCUGGGCGGUUUGGGAAAGUGGUGCCGUUUGCCUCGCCUUCUCCCUGCCUCGCCGAAGGCGGAGCGUCUGCCAGGGGGCCCCGUGCGCCGUGUCAUGGAGGCUCAGUGCGCGAGCGGCCAUUGAAGGGACAGGAGCUGCGUGUUUCGCAAGAGGAGGCGGCGGCCUGGGGGUGGCGGUGGAGCUCCUGCUGGAAGAGGAGGAGCUGCAGCAACUGCGUGGAGUUCCCAACUCCAUUUGCAUCUCCUGCGAGUCCUUUUUUUAUUGAUUUGGAGAAGGAGGGAGUUCCCUCCUUCAUUUUGCAUCCCCACCCCUCCACCCCUCUGGGGUCCCCUCCCUCGGGUAGUUUUGCGCCCCUCUCUCCCUCCACUUUGGAGAGGGGGUUUUCAAGCAGGGCGGCAAAGGUGGGGGGGGCGAUGGAGAUGAAGAAGCGCGUUAACCUGGAGUUGAGGAACCGAGCGCCCGAGGAGGUGGCUGAACUGGAUCUGGAUAGCUGUCGGUCUAGCAGUGGUGAAAUUGAAGGCCUGAAUGACACUUUUAAAGAACUAGAGUUUCUCAGCAUGGCCAGUGUCGAGCUGACGUCAUUGGCCAAGCUUCCCACCUUGACUAAGCUUCGAAAGCUCGAACUAAGCAAUAACCGAAUUUCUGGAGGUCUGGAAGUCCUGGCUGAGAGAUGUCCAAAUCUCACAUACUUAAAUCUGAGUGGCAACAAAAUCAAAGAUCUCAGCACCGUAGAAGCCCUUCAAAAUCUUAAGAAUUUGAAGAGUCUUGAUUUGUUUAACUGUGAGAUCACAAACCUGGAAGAUUACAGAGAAAGCGUAUUUGACUUGCUUCAGCAAAUCACAUAUCUAGAUGGGUUCGAUCAAGAGGAUAAUGAGGCCCCUGACUCGGAAGAUGAAGAGGAUGAAGAUGGGGAUGAAGAUGAGGAGGAAGAAGAUGAAGACAAAGCUGGUCCUCCAGGAGAAUAUGAAGAGAACGAUGAGGAAGAUGACGAUGGUUCAGACUUAGGGGAGGGUGAAGGUGAAGAAGAGGAGGAUGAGGAGGAAGUAGGUCUUUCCUACUUGAUGAAAGAAGAGAUUCAGGAUGAAGAAGAUGAUGAUGAUUAUGUAGAGGAGAAUGAGAAUGAGGAAGGUGAAGCAGCAGCAGAAGGUGUCCGAGGGGAGAAAAGAAAGCGUGCUGCUGAAGAUGAAGGAGAUGAGGAUGAUGAUUAAGCUGUAGAAAAUAAAUAGGACCAGAUGCAUUUUUGUUGCAGGAUACGCAAUAGUGAUACUAGGUAUCCCUACAAAAUAUUCAUGUGUUAACCUUUUAUAGGAAGUGUGUUUUUACUAUUUUUCCCCUUUUUAUCAUUCCAACUAAGACGUAAUAGCCCACAGUUGAUCAUGUGCAGAGGACACAGUUUUAUCCCUUUUAAUCACCGAAGCAGUUGUCUCCCUCUGCCCUGCUCCUUCUUCUCUAGAAGCUUUUUUCCCUCCAGAUUUUUUUCUCUGUUGGGUUUUUAUGUGAGCAUGUUGUUAGUUCUGGUCAGAGUUAAGCAAGACAUUUACAAAUUUAAUUCAGGCUUUUAAAGAUUGUACACUGAAGUCACUGCAGAGUAACAUACUGUAAAGUGAUAACCAACAUUUCAUUAGGAAAGAUUUAUAUCCGAGGUGAAAAGAAGGCUGUGUGAAAUUAAGAAUUUGGAUAGCAAUUGGCUUAUUUUAAAAGGACAUACGAAGAAAACAGGCAACGUCUUGAAUCUCCUACUUUCUUGUAUACGUUAUACACAGACACACACCUUUCCCUAAAGAGCGUCUGUGCGCCUCUGUAUGGAAGACACAGGAUCAGCUCUCUACUUUUUCCAUAAAAGCAUGAAAAGAGACCUGAUGGAUCAGGCCAAAGGCCCAUCUAGUCCAGGACUCUGUUGAGAAAAGAAAGUACAACUUCAUACAGUAUGUAAUUUAAGCUGUGGAAUGUGCUCCUGCAAGAAGUAGCGAUGGCCACUAAACUGGAUCGCUUUCAAAGAGGAGUAGACAAAUUCAUGGAGGAGGAGGAGGCCAUCAGUGGCUACUAGCCCUCAUGGCUAUGUACUUCCUCUAGUGCCUGAGCUAUCUUCCUCUCUGUACCAGCUGCUGAGAAUCACAAAUAAGGAGAGUUCUGUUGUGCUCAGGUCAUGCUGGUGAGCUUCUCAGACGCAUUUAGUUGGCCGCUGUGAGACCAUGAUGUUGAACUAGGCGGGCCUUUGGCCUGGUCAGGAAGGACUUUUAUGGGGAAAAGUGAGACACUUAAGAUAAAAACAAAGAUUUUAUCAAUCCCUUGAUAGCCUCGAAAUGCUUACAUACAGUUUAUUCAAGUUUAUCAUUCACUUUGUGUUACCUUUCUGACCAUUAUAGCCAAACAAGAUCCAUAUUUCUGAUGCAAAUUUCAGAAUUCUACCUCUUUUUUAAAUUUUAAAAUCCUGAAAUGUUUCAGGCUUUCAUUAAAAACAUUUUUUUAAAAAAAUAGGAGAGGUGUUUUUUUAUGUCACCUUUUAAAGCAACAGUUAGCAGGUAGACUAUGCCAGUGGACCAGGCCUAGAGCAUGGUGGUUGAAAUUUCUAGCUGUUUGCCAGCCCUCCUGAAGCCACCAAUGGGGAGUUGGUUGGCUGGGUCUAAAGGGUGCAUUUAGUCAUAAAAAGGACGAUGGAGAGGGGGAACCAACAGUUAAUUGUCCAUAGGCGAUCCUUAGUUCAUAGGGCACCAAUUGUUUCCCUUAGAAGUAUGGGUCUUGUUGAAGGAAACUGCUAGGCCAGAAUUCUUCUUCUGGAAAGCUUCAGAAAUUUGUUCACUGCACACGUCAACAAGACAAUAAGCCUUUUCUCCAAGAGGUGUGAUGGCAACAAAACUGGUUGUUGUAGAUCCUUAUGCAGGUUGUUUUUUUAAAAAACAAGAAGUAGCUACUGGACUCUGGGAGCUGCUGCAGUUUUUACUUAUGACAGACUAACUUGGAUUGUUAAAUAUUUUACCCAAAUGAUACACAGCUGUAUUUGAGAGAUACUAUUUUUUUAUUAUCUGUCCUGCCUAGGAGAAGCUGUCACUAAUAUGGUUUUAGAUAAAGGGUAUUUUUACAUAGAUGAUGGGAGUUGGCCCUUACUACAGUUGCCUGUGAAUAUAAAUAAUACAUUACACACACUGGUAUGUUUAGUAUGCGACAUCAAACUCUAAUAUAGUUUUGAUGAUACUGCAUUUGAGAAGCUUGGCAAAACAUAGUCUUUUCUCUCUCUCUCUCUCUCUUCCCUGCCCCUUUCACAGCUAACUUUAAAAGGCAUUGAUCAGAAUGAAAUGCAAAAAGGCAAUUGAGUAGAAUAUCUGAGUAUUUUUAAAUAUCUUAACUAAAAGGACUUGGUAAAGCUUUAUUCCAAUCCUGUUACAUUUGUGUAUGAAUGAAUUUUAGAAACUUUUAAGUGUAUGCUGUUGUCCUGAAAGUUCUGUGUUUAAAAGCGGAGUUACUUUGUACUCAUUCUGAUUCCCUCCUUUCCAUAAUACUCUUUUGUUUUUAAAGUUAGUCUCAGCAAAUAAAACAUUUCCAUUAUAUAAAAAAGGAAAUAUUUAAUUGUUGGGAGUGGCUUGUAACAACAUCUUCUGUCCGUAGCACAGGCAUGUGCUCUGACUGAUGCCACAGAGCUGUUGAGCACCCCAUUCAUCUCAGUGGAAGGGAAUAGAUUUCCACACACAGGAAUCUGCCCUCUGUUCUGAUUUCCUCUUUUGAAAUUAGGGAGGAAUCUCCCAAGUGUGCUCAAACUCCUGCGCCAAUUUUUUUUAAAAAGUCUGAAUCAGUGAUUUUUAGAAGAAUUUUUCAAAGUUACCUUCAAUGAAUUACAACUUUUAGUAAGCAAGUUUGCAUUUGUGUAUUGUAAAGGCUGAAAAGUUUUUUUUUUUUUUAAGUGGGAGUAAAAUGAAACCAAGCAUACCACUAUGGUUAUACAUACAAUGGAUUUAAAUAGUUUUAUGACUUCUCUAAGGAUCUUUUGUGUAGUAGGUGUAAAACUACCGGAUAAACACAUCGCCACUGUUUUUGAGUUGUCAGCUUUAGUAUGUGAUCAAAAUACAACUUUUUUUCUUCUUAAGACAAAAAAAAGGGUAACACAGAUCCUCUGGAUAACUUUUGGAAUUUUUUUUGCGCUUGGUGGGUUCUUUAAUAAAAAUAUGUUAAGGGUGGGUUUUAUAUUUUGUAGAGACUUUGUCCUAUUUGGAUGCUCUUUAUAUGGCAGUAUGUAUAUAGUGUGUUCAAUUCCUUUUCAAAUUCUAAAAAAAGAGACACAAACUUUGAAGCAAUUGGUUUUUGUGCAACUGUGUUUUGAAAAAGCCAUGACAGUGUUAAAUAGAACAAAUUCCUACAGCACACUUCUAAUGGAUUUUAGUUGUAACAGAACGUGGGUGUUUUCCCCCCUGUGUGAUGUAAAUUUUAAAUUAAAGAUUUUCAAACUGAAAA